Molecule: messenger RNA, 1098 nt
Organism: Plasmodium fragile
Lineage: Eukaryota; Apicomplexa; Aconoidasida; Haemosporida; Plasmodiidae
Exons: 3
Coding region: 1-1098 (365 amino acids)
Biological process (GO): transcription preinitiation complex assembly; DNA-templated transcription initiation
Cellular component (GO): nucleus; transcription preinitiation complex
Molecular function (GO): TBP-class protein binding
Source: RefSeq, a predicted model, not a curated record
AUGUCAACAUUCCACAACAAUAAGCUGGCUCUGAGUUCCCAGCAUAACAGACCCACGCCACUGAACUUAGGCGCGAACAAUGACAGCCACAGCAGGAAGCGGAAGCUGCUACGAUCCUUUAGGAGCUCGAGGAACGAUACGUGCCCAGACUGCAAGGAGAAGGGAAUAGUCAUAUGUGAUAAUAGUGAGGGGACACAAAUAUGUAACGGCUGUGGACUGGUGUUGGAGAGUCGCAUACUCUCGGAGGAACAAGAGUGGAGAAAUUUUAACAGCGAUGGACAAAUGAAGUCAAAUGAUCGUAAUAGGGUAGGAGAGGUGAGUGACAUAUGGUUUGAAAAUAAUUUAACAAGCACGACUUUUAUUAAGUCAAGCAAGAAGCUACAACACCUGAACAUGAUGACCCAGAUUAAUAAAAGUGACCAGACGUUGCUGGCCGCCUUCAACAUACUGAAAUUGAUAUGCGAAACGUUCUUCCUGCGUAGUAAUGUGAUUGAGCGGGCGAAGGAGAUAACGAAGGAACUUCAGGACAUGGAACAGCUGAAGAACCGCAUAAACAAUUUGAACAUGCUAGCAGUGGUUUACUUGGCAUGUAGAGAAGCGGGACACAUAAAGAGCAUAAAGGAGCUGAUCACGUUUGACAGAUCAUUCAAAGAAAAGGAUCUAGGAAAGACAAUAAAUAAAUUAAAAAAGAUUUUACCUUCAAGAGCUUUUGUUUAUAAUGAAAAUAUUUCUCACUUAAUAUUUACAUUAUCGAAUCGGCUACAAUUAUCCAUUGAUGUGAUUGAGUCCAUUGAAUAUGUGGUGAAGAAAGCUACAACGUUAAUUACAACGUCACAUCGGUUGAACUCUCUUUGUGGUGGAUCCAUUCACCUCAUUGUUGAGCUAAACACAAGUGAUGAGAAAAAUUUGAAACUCCCGAACCUUGCGCAAAUUGCUGCUGUGUGUGGAGUUACCACGAAUACGUUGAAGACAACGUUUAAGGAAUUGUUGAGCGCUGCUGAUUAUAUUUUGCCUGCGUACUACUUGGUGGACAAGAGCUCCAAGCUGGCUACCCUUCGGCAAAAGUACCUGAGCGACGACCGGCGCAGGAAGAAAUAA